Diabrotica virgifera virgifera (western corn rootworm) is the source of this 1073-nucleotide messenger RNA. RefSeq names its product DNA repair protein XRCC3. Gene Ontology annotation, biological process: t-circle formation; telomere maintenance via recombination; resolution of mitotic recombination intermediates. Gene Ontology annotation, molecular function: four-way junction DNA binding; ATP binding; ATP-dependent DNA damage sensor activity. Gene Ontology annotation, cellular component: Rad51C-XRCC3 complex; replication fork. NCBI's taxonomy places the organism in Eukaryota, Metazoa, Arthropoda, Insecta, Coleoptera, Chrysomelidae. The coding region runs from base 96 to 1055 and encodes 319 amino acids. The transcript has 5 exons. The record is from RefSeq and is a predicted model, not a curated record.
GUUUACUAAACAUCAUAAACAUUAACAUAGCCUAACUUUUUGGUGUAUAUUUUCUACAAUCUACAGUAAAGGAAUUUAUUUAAAUUUAGAUUCCAAUGCCGGGUGGUACGAAUUAUUUAAAUGAAAUAACUGAAGAUGUACAACAGAAACUUAGUGAAAAAAGGCUUUUUGCAGAUGGCAUCAGUACACCACAAGGGUUUCUUGUCAGCGAUAUUGAAAAUUUAAUAAAAAUAACUGGUAUGAGUCCCGAAGAAAUAAAAGAUCUGAAAAUUAAGGUUUCCCGAAGCAUUCACAAGCCGAACAACAUUCUUAAAGCUAUAGAUUUGGUACCCUGGGAUAGACUGUCCACAGGCUGCGACAGUAUAGAUCGUAUUAUAAGAGGGGGCAUACCUCUCAGCGGAAUUACAGAAAUAUAUGGCUACAGUGGAGUUGGGAAAACACAGUUAUGUCUCCAGUUAGCACUUCAGGUACAGCUAUCAAUUGAAGAAGGUGGUUUAAACAAAGGGGCUGUUUAUAUUUGCACAGAAGAUGUUUUCCCAACCAAACGGUUUCACCAGAUGGCCCAGUUCUUUAAAAUUCACCACAACUUGUCCAACGAAAACUUAGAAAGUAAUGUAUUUUUGAAACAUGCUUCAGAUAUUACUGAGCUAACGAACUGUGUAUCCCAAGAGUUGCGAAACUUACUGAGGAGGGAAAGUAUUGGUUUAAUAGUUUUAGAUUCUAUAGCAGGUCCCUUCAAAGGUGAAAAUGAGAAGGAAUUGCUACUAAGGAGUGGUGAUUUGCUAUCUUUGGUGGAGCAACUAUAUGUCAUACAGGAGGAAUACCCUGUUGCUAUUGUUUGUACUAAUCAGGUCACUGAAAAUAUGGAUGGCACCUCAAGUCCUUGUUUGGGAGUGGCCUGGAGCAACAGCAUUAACUAUAGAUGUAAAAUUUCAAGAUUUUCAAGAGAUUUAAGGGCGUUUGAAGUUAUUUUUUCGCCAGAUGUUCAUGAAGGAAAAUGUUAUUUCCAUGUAACAGAAGAGGGUCUAAAGAGUGAAGAGCAUAAGUUUUGUUAAUAAAAUUAUAUAUUUCUA